This is a messenger RNA of Helobdella robusta, 783 nucleotides long. RefSeq lists its product as hypothetical. The coding region runs from base 1 to 783 and encodes 260 amino acids. The transcript is spliced from 4 exons. The record is from RefSeq and is a predicted model, not a curated record. Lineage: Eukaryota; Metazoa; Annelida; Clitellata; Rhynchobdellida; Glossiphoniidae.
AUGUGCUUGGAGAAAAUUACUGCUUUCAUCUCCGCAAGGAAUAGUCAACAAUGUGCCGUUUCACGAAGAAAUGUUCUGCUGUACAAACCAACGUCUCAAAGCUCAAGCUACUACGAAGUAGAAAAUAAUCUCUGGUACAAUAGUUCCUUGGCUGUGGAUGGCGAUAGAGAUCCAAAUGCUUUUAACGGCUAUUGUUUUAUAGCCGACAAUGUUGAACCUCUUUCUGAUUUUUUGGUUGCUGUCGAUAUGAUCAUUUCGUACAAGGUCGAUUACGUUCUACUUUGGACUAGAGACAGUUAUGCAGAUUGUUCGAACAACUUCAUUGUUGGGUUGACAAACGUCAACUACUUCAACCAGCCCAGUAACCAGGCUAUCAGAGGUCGUUAUCCUAUCUGUGGUGUAUAUCCUUACCCUAUUCAAACCAGCGCUAGCCAUUGGGUGAACUGCAGCUCCAGCCUGCCUGCUUCCAGAUACGUCAUCGCUCAGCAAAGCUUGUCGGCUCUUAAAGGUUUUUGUGUUUGUGAAUUGGAGGUUUUCACGACUGAAGAAGUUUCAACGAAUUUGAUGAAGCGAAGGAGUGGAUUGAAACUGAAUGGGCUCGUUACGAGUUCGUUGGUUUUCAAAUAUGUUCAGCAAUGUUUGAUGGCGUGCCAGCAACUCAAUGGGUGCCUCUCAGUCAACUUUGGAGUUGAUUCGCGUCUCUGUGAUCUCAACGCUGGAAGUGUUCACGAUGCCUCCAGCAUAGAAGUCAACCAAUCUUAUGACUACUGGGAGAUCGUGUGA